AGCAAGAUGGCGGCGCCCAGGAGCCGGUGAGGUGAGAGGACGCGGGGAUCCUAGGGACUGCUGCACCAGUGCGUUAUGGCCGCGUCCCCGCACACUAUUUCCUCGCGCCUCCUCACAGGCUCAGUAGGAGGAUGUGUGUGGUAUUUAGAGAGAAGAGCUAUACAGGGGUUGCCACACAGGGUCACACAUCUGUUCAGGAAUGUCAAUAAUCAGUGGGUCACGGUCCAGCACUUGAGUUUCCUCAAGCGCAUGUAUGUCACACAGCUGCACAGGGGCCUUAGCCAGCGAGUCAAACCAAAGCCAGAGCCACCGGCUUCUCCUUUCCUUGAACACACCUCUUCAGGGCAGGCUAGAGCAGGAGUGGAUGAGCUGCCAUCUUUCCCAGCACCUAGUCUGCCUCUGUCCCAGAAGCCAGAUGAGGAGUUGGUGGAGCUGGAGACGACCUCCAUAGUGGACCAUUCCCUUGAUACAGCCAAAGAGAAAAAGGAAGAAAGGCAGUGGAAAGAGAUGAAGCUUCACACUGACGAUCUGCCUGGCAUUUUGGCCCGGCUGUCCAAGAUCAAACUCACAGCUCUUGUGGUAAGCACCACUUCAGCAGGCUUCGCACUGGCUCCAGGCCCUUUCGACUGGUCCUGCUUCCUGCUUACAUCCCUUGGAACUGGUCUUGCAUCCUGUGCUGCCAACUCCAUCAAUCAGUUUUUUGAGGUGCCAUUUGACUCAAACAUGAGUAGAACAAAGAACAGGCCUCUGGUUCGCGGACAGAUAAGACAGGUCACUGUUGUAGCUCUUGUGGUUCAGAGCUGGCCCUUGAUCACUAAGGAAGUUGUUUUUCUCUGCCAUGGCCCUGCAUCCACUUCCGUCAAGUCUUACAGGUUUCAGAUUGCUGGUCACCUGGCACAGGCCUCCCAAGUUCACUUUGAGGCUGUGAGAGCCUUGCUUAGGAGAUGUCCACUGGCACCUAACUGUUUCCUCUUCUCCCCACACCUCCUCACAGGAGCACUUCUUCUGGGAGGGAUCCUCUACUCCUGGCAGUUCCCCCACUUCAAUGCCCUGAGCUGGGGCCUCCGCGAAGACUACUCCCGAGGAGGCUACUGCAUGAUGUCCGUCACCCACCCAGCCCUCUGCCGGCGGGUGGCACUGCGCCACUGCCUGGCCCUGAUUGCUCUGUCAACUGCUGCCCCUGUCUUGGACAUCACCACGUGGGUCUUCCCUGUCAUCUCCCUCCCCAUCAACCUGUACAUUUCCUACCUCGGCUUGCGCUUCUAUGUGGACGCAGACCGCAGGAGCUCAAGGAAACUGUUCUUCUGCAGCCUGUGGCACCUGCCGCUGCUGCUGCUGCUCAUGCUCACCUGUAAGCAGCGGCCUGGCCAGGAGGGGGACAAGGGAGAGGCUCCAAGCUGAAAGCUAGCCACUCUGUGGGGAACACGAGAGCAGACACGAGAGCAGACACGUACAGCACUGCCCUAGGCCAGCAGGAAGCGGAUUUUGGUGAAUCUGACAAAAGGAGAAUUGCUGGUGGCAGAUCAUCUGGUGCUGUGUUGUCACUUACAGUCCUUUUAAUGUUAAUAUCCAACCUGCUUCCCAAAUGGGAAAGGGACUAGCAGACGGGGUCAGUACAAAAAAAAAAGAGUAUUUCUUCUCCUCGAAGGUCUUUAUGCAUCUUUCCCUCCAGCCCUGUGUUCUCUCACCACAUGAUGUACAUCCUCCUCUCCCAUCCCCACCCCAGCCCCCGACACGCACACACGCACACGCACACACACUCACACUCACCACCUGGAGGCCACCGUGGUCAUUGCUCAAACAGGCGAGUGCUUGUGACUCUAGUUCCACAUCCUGAAACUCCCACACACUGCCUUAGAAGAAUGUAUACUGUGGCUGCAGCACCCCUUAUCUGCCAGGGAGAUGGGGCCUCACUAGCUUUCUCUACCCCAGCAGUGUUCUCAACCGCAUAUUCCCUCAAGUAACACAACACCCAGCCUGGGCUACUCACUGGGAGUGAGGGUUCCAAAUGGUCGCCUGCAGAAUCCCAGGCUGCACUGGCAGCACACAUCGUCACUUUCAGUCCCACCCCAUACCAGGACUUCAGAAACCCCAGGAAACACACCGCGUGUUCGUCAUUCUCUCAGGCAUGGUCUGAGCAUUUCUUUUUGGAAGGGCGUCCCUCAGCAUAAUCCAGGAGAGAGGGUGAACUCAGCAGCCCUUUUGUGCCCACUUAUCCCUUUCAUGCAAACCACAUUUCCACACUGCUGCCUCCUGAGUCCAGAAGUUGGCCUCUGUGCCCAGUGGUGUUCAGAGAGGGCCAGCCGGGCUCCUAGUGUCCAUGGGUCCAGUUCUGGGACUUCAUGGCCUCUGAUAACAAAAUGCAGGUACCUCUUCAGCCUGUUGUAUGCUCCCCCAGGUCCACAGAGAGGAAUGUUGCCUUAAAAUUGUGGAGCUUGCAGUGUUUGAGUUCCUUGAUUUCCCGGGAUGCUGUGUCCUGGUCGGGAUUCCCUCAAGGGGUUUAAGCCACGUGAAAAACAGUUCUUGAAUGUGGACUGUUCUCUCAAAAUGUGGAAGGAAGGCUUGAGCUGUGGCCCAAAGGAAGAGCACUUACUUAGCUCUGGGCUCAGGGUUUGAACUCAAGCACCACAGGGAAGGGGGAGGGGGACGGGAUGGUGUCUAGAGUGCCUGCAGACAGGGGCCUGGUACCUCUCUCUACCUGUUGUGACAUUCCCUCCUGGCUGUGUCCUGUAGGGACAGGCAAUGGGGAUGUCUGCAAAGGGCAGCUAGGACUUGUUGCAGCUUUGAAAUCUGUAAAGUGUGUUGAUUUUCCUCCUCCUGCAAUAAAACAGUUAAAAACAGGAGCGUGUGUCCUGUGUCACCCAGUCAUCCCAAGCCCCACAGAUUCAGCACCUGAUCCCUCCAGGAGCUAGCUGCCAGCUACAGCUCGUCUGUAUUUCCUUUUUUCAUUUUUCCUAACUCUAAAUUGACAAAUUAUACUUGUAUCUAUUUAUAGAACACAGAGUGGUGUGAUUUUUGAAUCCACAUAGCAGGGUCAUAGCAUAACUGUUGUCUCAAGUGGGCAUCACUCUGAUGAUGAUAUCUAAAGUUCAGUGGGUUUUGAAAUGUAUAAUGUGUUAUUUUUUACUGUAUUUACCACACACUACAGUGUUUUAAAAAUAAAUAAAUAAUGCCCCUCCCACCUCC
This is a messenger RNA of Grammomys surdaster, 3186 nucleotides long. RefSeq names its product protoheme IX farnesyltransferase, mitochondrial. The transcript is spliced from 8 exons. Gene Ontology annotation, biological process: heme biosynthetic process. NCBI's taxonomy places the organism in Eukaryota, Metazoa, Chordata, Mammalia, Rodentia, Muridae. The record is from RefSeq and is a predicted model, not a curated record. Gene Ontology annotation, molecular function: protoheme IX farnesyltransferase activity. The coding region runs from base 76 to 1401 and encodes 441 amino acids. Gene Ontology annotation, cellular component: mitochondrion; membrane.